This is a messenger RNA of Synchytrium microbalum, 315 nucleotides long. RefSeq lists its product as uncharacterized. The record is from RefSeq and is a predicted model, not a curated record. NCBI's taxonomy places the organism in Eukaryota, Fungi, Chytridiomycota, Chytridiomycetes, Synchytriales, Synchytriaceae. Bases 1 to 315 code for a protein of 104 amino acids. The transcript has 3 exons.
AUGGCCACAAGUAGUUUCCAAAUUUCACCACUUCCCAGUGUCGAUCCAGAUUUGGAUAGAUUCGACCGAACAGCAGUCCUCAAGGCCAAAGAAGACUUUUUCCGUGAACAGUUAGUGCGUACUGAAGAGAUUAUUGUAUUACGGGACAAGAUGAGAUGGUGUUAUCGACGUGAAGGUGUCAAUCAUUUGCAAAAUUGUCGGCACUUGACUACACAAUACCUGGAUUUGCUGCGGGCUGCAAAGGAUGGCUGGAUUGUGCCAUUCAGAUACCCUGAACAGAAGGCUGCUGCUCCUUCUGCUGAAGAAGGACAUUAA